Molecule: messenger RNA, 833 nt
Organism: Armigeres subalbatus
Lineage: Eukaryota; Metazoa; Arthropoda; Insecta; Diptera; Culicidae
Exons: 4
Coding region: 48-734 (228 amino acids)
Source: RefSeq, a predicted model, not a curated record
UUGUUGAUCAGCUGUGUUAUGUUUUUCAAUCGAAAAAAAAACAGAAAAUGAUUUCGUAUCUAGUUCAAAACUAUGUUAACACUAUUGACAAGUAUUCAAUAUGUAGAAAUUGUUUUAACAAAUCGGAAAAGCGUUAUAAACUCAGCGGCAGCGAUGAAAACACCUUCUGCUUCCUUUCGAUUGAUUCCAUCGAGCUCAACCGGUUCCUGUUGGAUCUCCAAUGCUUCCCUCUGUAUCGGCUAAUGAUCGCAAAUCUUAUUGCGGAUAUCUGGAGAAGUAACCAUCAGAGAGUCGUGAUUAGAAUCCAUCCACCCUCACGGGAACCAAUGGACUAUGCGUGGGGUGAACGAGCCAAUCAAAUGAUGUGGGAACGAAUCGAGUUAGACGAAAUGAUGUCCUGGUUGUCGACAUUGGGGGGAGCAUUCUCUGCUCUAGGUGACUAUAAACUAACUUGCGCAGAUACCGCUGGCCGGAUAUCAGUGCAACAGAUGAAGUUAGCAAUCCGUUUGGGUGAACCAUCGGUCAUAGCACGAUGUCGUCUUUAUAUGGCCAUUGCAUUGAUUCAAAGGUACGAAUUCGCAGCGGCUAAACAUAUCGUGAAACAAAUUUAUCGUCGGGAAAAGCGAAAAACUGAACCAGACACUAGAUUGGUGAAAAUGUGUAUGGGAAUUUGGGCCAAGAUGAGUUACGAAUACGACAUGUACCAAAAGAAGCUGAAUAGGCCAAAACAAUAAGUAGUCAAUAGAAAAAUUUGUUUUGAAAUGGAUUUUAAUUAGAUGAUGAAAUGAUUGCGUUUACAUAAUGAAAAAAGUGUUAUUUAUUGUAUGAAAUUC